AUGAACCCCCAGGAGAUGGAGCUCGGCCAAGAGGUGAUGGAGGAAACCGAUGCCCCUCUUCGCCAUCGCCCCAAUAACCACAACAACCGGUCCCGUAACUACAGCAACCAGGAAAAGCGGUACAGGCGCUGUGAGGCCAUGGCUGGAGGAAGCGCUGGUGGCAAAGUCAGAGUGCCGCAACAGCGUCGGCCGCAGGAGGAGCAAGACAUGGAGCUGCAAUAUGGAGCUCAGUCUCCACAGCUCCAACAGCCCCAACAGCCCCAGCCCAUUCCUCGACCUGCAGUGACACGUUAUCGCAGACAGGGGGACAGUGAGGCCCGGAUCAGAUCCCAGCAGCAGAGGUACAGGCAGAGGCAGCAGAGAGAGGCAGAGAGAGCACAACACUUAGCACAUCAACAGGAGAAGCAGCACCGUACAGAGGCAACCCAGGAAGAUGAACGAGAGAGGGACGAUUCAGUGCUGGCCCGUUCAGGGAGCACUGAGAGCGGCUUCCACACUCAUACGGACCGGGCUGAGGGAGACGAUGGCCUGGUCAUGAUGUCUCUGGAGCCUGAGGGGCAGCCAGAGGUGGAGGAUGAGGCGGGGAACUAUGGAGUCCAGCUACGGCCUGAGGCGGAAGGGUACACUGAGAGCGCCGAAGCUGAACAGCAACAUCUCCAUCCACAUCCUAACUAUCCUCCUCAGCCACCACCACUUCCACAUGAACCCCUGCCUGACAUCCAAAACCCCCAGCGACAGGAUGAAGCAGAGGAAAUGUUGAACGCUGGCUACUCCAACUACGUCUACACCCAGCCCCUCAGCCACUCUGGGGCAAGGACCGAUACCUUGGUCGGUCAGAGCUUGGAGGGUUUAGAUACUGGACUUGCAGAUGAAGCCUAUUCUGAGCCAUAUGACAUUUACUCACUGUCUGAGCAUGUUUACGAGGAAAUCUGUGAUGCUCCCACAUCAGCAGUCUCAUCUGCUGCAGAUGGGACUGGGGACGCAGAAUCUCUCCAGCAGAAGAGGGCCAGCUUUCGGCUGUUGGAGGGCCGGGCGGGAGGUGGCAACUACCAUCAGCAGGAGGCAGUAGGCUCCCGUCUGCGCCACUAUGAUGAACGCUCAGAUGGUGAGUCAGACAGCCCAGAGAAGGAGGCCGAGUUUGCGCCGUAUCCACGUGCUGACAGCUGUGAGCAGGAGGAGGACAUUGACAGCAUCGUGGCUGAGGUCAAAGAAAGCCUAAGCUCUCAGAGUCUUAAUCGUAGUGCAGAAGACACGGUAGAUGAAGAAAAUGAGCUAGCACAGGAAAAAGAGAAACCCCAACCUGAAUCCCAGACCAACUCUGAUAAACACCACAAGGCUACCAACCGAGGGAAGCCAGCCAGAAAACAGGCUGUGAGUCCUUCAGAGGAGCCUGUAGCAGUGAGGAACAGGCAGGAGAAGAGGGACGCAAUAUCUCUGGCCAUCAAGGACAUUAAGGAGGCCAUAGAGGAGGUGAAGACCAGAACGGUGAGAUCUCCUUAUACACCUGAUGAGCCCAAGGAGCCCAUUUGGGUAAUGAGGCAGGAUCUGAGCCCCACUGCCGAGUGUGACCUUCAACCAUCUCUGGGGGGUGAUUCUCCCGGUUCAGGCUCACCUUCUCCUCCAGGAGCAGAAUCAUCCAACAGGCAUCUGUUGCAGGAUAGCAGCUUUGAAUCUUCUCCUUCCAGUAAAGAGUCCAUGAGAAGCCUUGCGUCCUUCCCCACAUAUGUAGAAGUCCCAGGCCCAUGUGACCCAGAAGACCUGAUCGAUGGGAUCAUUUUCGCAGCCAACUACCUUGGCUCUACCCAGCUGCUAUCGGAUAAAACUCCAUCCAAGAAUAUCCGCAUGAUGCAGGCACAGGAAGCAGUCAGUCGAAUCAAGGCCCCUGAGGGUGAGCCUCAGCCCAUGACAGAGGUGGAUCUCUUCAUCUCUACCCAGAGAAUCAAAGUGCUCAACGCUGACUCCCAGGAGACCAUGAUGGACCAUCCUUUACGGACUAUCUCCUACAUUGCUGACAUUGGGAACAUCGUGGUUCUAAUGGCCCGACGCAGGAUGCCUCGAUCUGACUCUCAGGAGAAUGUAGAAGCCUCCGACCCAGGUCAAGACAGCAAGCGCCAGUACAAGAUGAUAUGCCACGUGUUUGAGUCUGAGGAUGCUCAGCUGAUUGCACAGUCCAUUGGGCAGGCCUUCAGUGUGGCUUACCAGGAAUUCCUACGGGCCAAUGGCAUUAACCCUGAGGACCUAAGCCAGAAGGAAUACAGUGACCUGCUCAACACUCAGGACAUGUACAAUGAUGACCUUAUUCACUUCUCCAAGUCUGAGAAUUGCAAAGAUGUGCUCAUAGAGAAAAAUAAGGGGGAGAUUCUGGGUGUGGUCAUUGUGGAGAGUGGAUGGGGCUCCAUCCUCCCCACUGUCAUCAUUGCCAACAUGAUGCAUGCCGGGCCGGCUGAGAGGUCUGGCAGACUGAACAUAGGAGACCAGAUCAUGUCAAUCAAUGGGACCAGUUUGGUGGGAUUGCCGCUGUCCACCUGCCAGAGUAUCAUAAAGGGUCUGAAAAACCAGUCUCGGAUCAAGCUGAACAUUGUCAGAUGUCCCCCAGUAACCACUGUUCUCAUCAGACGGCCAGACCUCCGCUACCAGCUGGGCUUCAGUGUCCAGAACGGCAUUAUCUGUAGCCUUAUGCGUGGGGGCAUCGCGGAACGAGGUGGGGUCAGGGUGGGUCACCGCAUCAUUGAAAUCAACAGCCAGAGUGUGGUGGCUACGCCCCAUGAAAAAAUUGUCCACAUCCUGUCCAACGCUGUGGGAGAGAUCCACAUGAAGACAAUGCCUGCAGCCAUGUACCGCCUGCUGACCGCCCAGGAGCAGCCUGUUUACAUUUAA
Toxotes jaculatrix (banded archerfish) is the source of this 2877-nucleotide messenger RNA. It is a transcript of the gene apba1a, whose product is annotated as amyloid beta (A4) precursor protein-binding, family A, member 1a. Gene Ontology annotation, molecular function: amyloid-beta binding; protein binding. Gene Ontology annotation, biological process: chemical synaptic transmission. The transcript has 11 exons. NCBI's taxonomy places the organism in Eukaryota, Metazoa, Chordata, Actinopteri, Toxotidae. The record is from RefSeq and is a predicted model, not a curated record. Gene Ontology annotation, cellular component: cytoplasm; dendritic spine; plasma membrane. The coding region runs from base 1 to 2877 and encodes 958 amino acids.